Molecule: messenger RNA, 594 nt
Organism: Marmota flaviventris (yellow-bellied marmot)
Lineage: Eukaryota; Metazoa; Chordata; Mammalia; Rodentia; Sciuridae
Gene: Kcnmb1
Product: potassium calcium-activated channel subfamily M regulatory beta subunit 1
Biological process (GO): potassium ion transport; detection of calcium ion
Cellular component (GO): voltage-gated potassium channel complex; membrane
Molecular function (GO): potassium channel regulator activity; calcium-activated potassium channel activity
Source: RefSeq, a predicted model, not a curated record
CAGCUGGCCCCGGUGGACAUGGUGAAGAAGCUGGUGAUGGCUCAGAAGCGGGGAGAGACCCGAGCCCUGUGCCUGGGUGUGGCCAUGGUGGUGUGCGCGGUGAUCACCUACUACAUCCUCUGCACCACCAUGCUGCCCCUCUACCAGAGGAGCGUGUGGACCCAGGAGUCCACCUGCCACCUGAUUGAGACAGACAUCAGGCACCAGGAGGAGCUGGAGGGCAGGAAGGUGUCCCCGUACCCGUGCCUGUGGGUCAACGUCUCGGCCGUGGGCAAGUGGGCCGUGCUGUACCACACGGAGGACACUCGGAGCCAGAACCAGCAGUGCUCCUACAUCCCGGACAGCCUGGACAACUACCAGAUGGCCCGCGCCGACGUGGAGAAGGUCAGGGCCAAUUUCCACAAGCACCAGGUUUUCUACUGCUUCUCGACGACCCAGGAGAACGAGACGAGUGUCCUGUACCAGCGUCUCUACGGGCCACAGACCCUCCUCUUCUCCCUCUUCUGGCCCACCUUCCUGCUGACCGGUGGCCUCCUCGUGAUUGCCAUGGUGAAGCUUAACCGGUCCCUCUCCAUCCUGGCAGCCCAGAGGUAG